GGUCCGGGAGAGCAUGGCCGCAGGAGCCACAGCGCUGCUGACUUGGUUUGGUUCUUCCAGAUUGGUAACACCGCUUCUCGUGCGCUCUCGGUUAUGUGGCGGAGCCGCUCGUCAUUUAACCUGGACGUCGUGUGCGUGUACGCGCUGCGGAGAGGUUUGAUCAAGUGCGUGCGUUGUUAUUCGGCAGGGCAGCAGCGGGUUCAGACGGAGCCGAAGCUGCGGGUUUGACUCUUCUUCUUUUCGGCUCCUUGGUGAUCCACGCUGAUCAGGAGCGGAGAGCCCGAGCGCGCGGGGACUGUUUCUCUGCUCUCUUCAUCUCUGUGUUGUGGAACAUUUAUUUCUCUGAUUUCUCUGCCUCCUCUUCUGGGAAAUUCAGUUGCGAGUUGGAGAAACUGUUCGCUGCGCGGAGCAGAGUUGAGCCGGAGGGAGACUGUUCGUGGUGCGGGCAGAAUAAUUGUGGAUUUUCACUGUCUGUUCACUAGUUUCAGAAGAACUGUCUCUAUUAAAGCGCGUGAAGAGUGAACGAUCUGAGUGUGAAAACGCGGGCUGAGCAAGAAAACGCUGUUUUAAAAGAAGAGAAUUUAGUUUUUUUUUAUUAUUAUAAACAGUGAGGAAGGAGAUACAUCUGUGCCGGGACUAAGUGGACUCUCAUCCCCUCACAUCACAGCAUUUCACCACCACCAUCCAUUAGAACCUUUAAAACCCGAAGCGGGAGGGACUGUAAUCGAUUUGGCUUCAUCGGAGUUCCAGAGCAAAUAUGCCGCAGGUGGAAAUGAUCCUCUUCCUCAUCCUCAUCAUUGGGAUGUGUGUGUACGGCCAGGACCCGGCUUCCAAGGUGGUGUCCGACCGCUACGCCGUCUACUGGAACCGGACCAACCCCAAGUUUUAUCGGGGUGACUACCACAUCGACGUCUGCAUCAACGACUAUCUCGAUGUCUACUGUCCACACUACACAGGCCCGGUGUCCGACGAGCGGGCCGAGCGCUACAUCCUCUACAUGGUGAACUACGAUGGCUACAGCUCCUGCGACCACACUGCUAAGGGCUUCAAACGCUGGGAGUGCAACAGGCCUCUGUCGCCGAACGGACCGCUCAAGUUCUCGGAGAAGUUCCAGCUCUUCACUCCCUUCUCCUUAGGCUUCGAGUUUCGCCCCGGCAGAGAGUAUUAUUAUAUCUCCUCCAUCACUGACGACAAGGGAAGACGGAGCUGCCUUCGACUCAAAGUCUUCGUCAGGCCACAAAACAAUUGUGUGAAAAACACCGGGAGCGUGCAGGAAGGGGUCGAUUUUGAGGACAACAAUCACAACUCCCUAGAACCCAGAGACGGCAUCAGUCACGAGUCUCCGGAACCGUCUCGAAGGGAUGUGAAUUCUGUCGGCCGGUGCCAGACUUCAGUCGUCCUGCUCAGCUCCGCCCUCAUACUCCUGGCUGCCAUCUUGUCUUUAUAGCGCCUAGUGUGAGGAAUCUCUUGCAGGAAUGGACUGUCCUGAUUGGACCACAGGCCUGCCCUACCCUACAACCCCUCCCCUGAAGGAGCACUUUUUAAAAAAAACAAAAAAAAAAAACACUGACAAUCUCUCUCAGAGAGAAGAGAGAGGAAAGGACUUCGACGCCGAAGCCUUUGAUGUUUUUUUUUUUUUUUUGACUUUGGAAAAUGCCAACUAGUGUGAUUCUUGACUUUCCGGUGGGUGCUGAUGGUCGAGCCCCCACCCCGAGGUGAAAGAGUCUCUUUACCUGUUCGCCUCGCUGCUGUUCACAGUAUGCAGAUGUUACACAUUUAUUUGUGUUUGAGCGAAGCACGCAUACAUGCUUUUAAACAUAUACACACAUUUGAACGCAAACUACACAAUCAGUACACUCUUUAGCUUGAAUGGCAAAGAAGCACAGCAGGAUCCCUCUGAAGUUUACAGACUCUUAACAUCGUUGUGUUCAGGAACAUCACGUAAACACCCCCGACAUGUAACAUGAUUAAAUCUCACGUCCAAGUGGAAAAAGGUUUCAAAGAAGAUCUGGGAGCAACACAUCACAUAGCGGGCCAACGGAAGGGAAAACAAGGGGGAUGUUGUUGCUAGGAGACUGUUGCCGAGGGCAAGUGGAGUUACAGGACAGGCCUUUGAUGACUUAACCUUCCUCUCAGGUUAAAAAGGAUGCAUCGUCUCAGACUGUGGAGGACCCUUGUUGAGAGUAAAGAAAAAAAGAAAAGAAAGAAAGAAAAUUUUAAAGAAGCACUCAUCUUUUAGUGUUUGGAUAGAGGCGAGUUAAUGAUUGAAUAAUGUAUUUGUUUUUUUGUUUUUUUAAUAAAUCACGUAAUUCAAUUGUAGCAGACAACACGAGUGUACAGUAAAAUAUUUGAGCGAAGCAUUAGAAGUCAAUAUGGUAUUUUGCCAGGCAAAAUGUAUUUUCCUAUUUAUUGUGAAGUCCUCGUGCUUUUAUUCUGUUCUGGUUUAGUCUGUAAGUACAGUAGAAAGGCAAUAAAAAACAAAGUACACUUCCCAUUCAAGUUAGUUCAUAUUACUCACAGUUCAGUUGAAACAAUCAUAUAUGAUACAAAAACACUGCGUACAGUUUAUGUAUCUGUUUGGAUCGAUUGCUGAUGACGGUUUUUUUAAUUAUCCAGGAAGAAAAAAAAAAAAGUCUGAUGUGCUAUCAGGGUGUAGAAAUCAUAGAAUAUUUGUGUCUCGAAUUUUUGUCAUUAACGAAUGUCACAAUUGUAGUUUUACUAUUACACUAUUGCUUUUGUGAAUCACUGUCAUAACACAACUAUUGUAUAUAGAGGCAAAUUUCCUACAAAAGUUCAGGGAUGCGUCCAUGCUUAACAUGAGGUAAGAAAUGAUUUUAGUCUUUUUUUUUUUUUUCUGAUGGAGGGGGGUUUACUCCUCCUCGAAUAAAGCAGCACAAGUUUUCUGUGGCUAAAGAUGUUUCUGAGAGACAGUGACUGAGUUACAGAGCAGGUGGUAGCGGUGUGUGUGUGUGGGUCUGGGGUUGCAUUCUUUGAUGUUGUGUAAAGUGCCGUCUGUACAGAAAAUACACCAGGGGCACCCUCGCGCCGGUUAUUUCUGGAAUGAAAAAUCGACCACCAGGCGAGAUGGAAUAAACAGAGCGAGGUGUCCUGUUCUCUCCAGGCCAAACUGAAACUCUACCACCAGUGGACCUGAGAGGGGGGGAAAGGAGUGAGAUGUGAAGCUUCGUAGUGCUCCUGCUGAGAUCAAUACUCCUGUUCUUCUUCUGCUUUGUUUUAUUAUUUUUUUUUAAAACAGAUACGUGCGGUAAACAUAUCCUAUCCACACGUCAGCUUCAGCAGCACUGUUACCUUCACGUGCGCUCACUGCCAAACGAAAACCACAGCCCUGCUAGAUUUACAGAGCCCCUGCAGUACCUGCUCAUCUGGUACAGUGCAAAGGAGUAUGGGGCCACUUUAGGGGGAAAAAUAAGAUCAGACUGAGAUUAAAAUAAUCAUUUUAAUAUAAAAGCCAUAAUGAGAAGAGUCAUAAUGAUGAGAAUAAAGUCAGAAUUUUGAAAAGUAGGUCAUAUUAGAAGGAUAAAGUUGAACUUUAGAGAAUAAAAUAAGGCUAUUAUGAGAGUAAAUCAGAAGUUUAGAAGAAAAAGCUUUAUGGGAGUAAAUUCAUCAUUUUACAACAAUGAUAAUAAUAAUAAUAAUAAUGACAACACAAGAAUAAAAUUGUAAUUUUAGAAAAAAUCAAAAUAUAAUAAGUAUAAAGUUACAUUAUUAUUAAAGUCAAAUUGUAAUUUUAUUCAUAAUAUAUGAGAAACAGUUACUAUUAUAAGAAUAAAAUGUAAUUUUCUUAGCAAGCAUCAGAUUUUUAUUUCCCUUGACAGUGGCCCUAACACUCUGUGAGACUGCUUGGUGUCAGCGAGGUCAAGCCCAAACUGUUGAACAUAUGAUGUCAUAGCGAUGUCAUUAGGGUCAUUUUUUUCCCAAACUUUAGAAAAUUACUUUUUAAGAAAUGGAAGUUACUGAGUUAAAUUGGUGCAGUGCCCCUUUAAAUAAAUACUUCACCCUCUCAGUUUGCAAAUGACAGAAUUCUGUUGAUAUUUAUGUUUAUUUGAAAGUUGCAGCAUUAAUACAAUACUCUCCAAGUCAUUUCUUGGAUUCGUGAAUUCUUUUGAACUACUGAAUUUUACAAGAUAAUCUCACACUGUUUGAUUUCUGUCUGUUUCACACACAAAAACCUAAAGAACAUUCUCAUAUCUCAGAAUGAAAUCUAUUAAAAUGUCAUUAAAUAUCAGCUGAGCGUGCGACAUAACAUUACAAUAUGUGAAAGUCAUCCCGUAAAUUUCUCAGUUAAAGACCAGUGAAUGGAAGUGAAUAAGUACAUUCAGCAUGUUGAUGAUCAGGGAAUCAUUUUUAAUUUGAGGGCACUAAUUACUUUUCCUCCUGACACCUUUCAGCCUCCACAUACGUAGUUUGGUCGACAAUUAAAGUCCACUGUCACUGAACUCUUUGCCUCUAGCCAUGCCACAAUGAGAAAAACCAAUCAGUUAGUUUUGUGGAUACUGUGUAUCCAACAAUUAGCCUGUUGUAACAUACAGUGUUAGAUACUUUCUCUUUUUUUCACACCUCUUUUAAAGGGCGAUUUAACUGACACAUUAAUGUUCUUAGCAAGAAAAAAAAGUCAAUGUUUGUAAUAAAAAAAAAUGCUUUAUUUCAUUUUAUAUGUCUUUUAUAUGAAAUAGAAAAAAAACAGGAUCAACAUUGUACAUGUGUUUGUGCAAACAUGGCACAUAUCAAACAUGCAGUGUGGUCGCGUUACAAUCAUGAAUCAAAGGGCCUGAAGAAAGAACAGAUGGAUCUCCAAGAACCUGAAAACAUCCGUUUUCUCUCCCUUUUUUUUUUUUUUUUUUUUAAGGAAAAAAUAAACUGCUUUUGUUCAUUGUAAUGUUGCAUCCAAAGUGUCUUCAAGGUGCAGUAUGAUCUUUGUUUCCAUUUGUGGUCUCUCGAUAAUCUUCACCUCCGGCUGUUGCGGUUGAGGUUGCUGUGACGAUGUUUGCGGGAUCCGGGAGAUGCGAUUGACUUUUUCUUGGUGUAGAUGCUCGAUGUGUUCGUUUGUGGCGGCAGGAGAAAGUCUGUUUUUUCCCACAUCAAAUUUUGAUGUUUCAUGUUUUUUCGAACAAACUGUGCUACAAGGAGGGCAGUGUACUGUGCUCUGAGGACUUCUUCUUCACCUGAUUUUGGUACCAUGUAGCCUGAAGCUAACACCACUGUGUCCCUGGCUUGCAGCGUCUGUUCUCCAUCCUCUGUAUUUAAAAAGAAAAAAAAAAAAAAAAAAAAAAAAGGAUGUGUGCUUUUGUCAGUGCAUCUAGCAUUGGGAAUGUUUUGUUACUUUAGCCACAACUGUGUGUUUUUUUUUUUUUUCCCCAAACAUGACAUGGAUGUGCCACAAAACUGCACAUUUCUUUUAGCAUUGUAGUAACUGUACCUUGUGCCUAUAUGAGCGCCAUCCUCUCCUGUACUCAUCUAAACUGUUCUAAUGUCUGUUUCCUGCUCAGCCCCUCACUAGACUUUUCUACAAAAAGGCCAUUUCUUUGUAAAUACACGUGUUGGAGCAGCUAUGACUAACUAAAACAAACAACAAAAAAAGAUUUAAUAAAUAUUCCUUUGUCGUUGUAA
Messenger RNA from Seriola aureovittata, 5628 nucleotides. Its product is annotated as ephrin-A5b-like. Gene Ontology annotation, cellular component: plasma membrane; external side of plasma membrane. The transcript is spliced from 5 exons. Gene Ontology annotation, biological process: axon guidance; regulation of cell-cell adhesion; regulation of actin cytoskeleton organization. The record is from RefSeq and is a predicted model, not a curated record. NCBI's taxonomy places the organism in Eukaryota, Metazoa, Chordata, Actinopteri, Carangiformes, Carangidae. Gene Ontology annotation, molecular function: ephrin receptor binding. The coding region runs from base 758 to 1447 and encodes 229 amino acids.